AUGAAACAAUGAAAAGGGCUCUGACAUUUUUCUUCUCUCUACUAAAAAGUGGCAAGGGGUUUGUUUUGUCCACCUGUUUUAAAAUUAAGUCAAAAUGCCAAUAAGACCAGAUCUCCAGUUGGAAAAAUGCAUUGAUGAUGCUUUAAGAAAAAAUGAUUUCAAACCUUUGAAAACACUUUUACAAAUUGAUAUUUGUGAAGAUGUGAAGAUUAAAUGCAGCAAACAGUUUUUCCACAAGUUGGAUGACCUUAUGUGCAGGGAGCUGAAUAAAAAGGAUAUCCAAACUGUUUCAACCAUUUUGGUUUCUUUUGGAAGAUGUGGCAAAAAUAUCAGUAUAUUGGGGCAAGCUGGACUUCUAACUAUGAUAAAACAAGGACUAGUCCAAAAGAUGGUUGCCUGGUUUGAAAAAUCCAAGGAGAUUAUUCUGAGUCAAGGAAAUUCAAAAGAUGAAGCUGUUAUAAAUAUGAUAGAAGACUUAUUUGAUCUUUUGAUGGUCAUACAUGACAUCGAUGAUGAAGGUAAAAGACAAGUAGUGGAAAGUUUCAUACCUCGAAUUUGUGCCCUGGUUAUUGACUCAAGAGUGAAUGUUUGUAUUCAGCAGGAGACUCUAAAAAAAAUGAAUGCUAUGCUGGACAAAAUGCCUCAAGAUGCCAGGAAAAUACUCUCUAACCAAGAAACGUUAAUUCUCAUGAGUAGUAUGGGAGAAAGGAUUUUAGAUGCUGGAGAUUAUGACUUACAAGUGGCUAUCAUAGAAGCUUUAUGUAGAAUGACCACAGAAAAACAAAGACAAAAACUGGCAUGUCAGUGGUUUUCAAUGGAUUUUAUUGCUAAUGCAUUUAAAGGAAUUAAAGAGUCUGAAUUUGAAACAGAUUGCAGGAUGUUUCUCAACCUUGUAAAUGGCAUGCUUGGAGACAAAAGAAGGGUCUUUACGUUUCCUUGUUUAUCAGCAUUUCUUGAUAAAUAUGAGUUGCAAAUACCAUCAGAUGAAAAACUUGAGGGAUUUUGGAUAGAUUUUAAUCUUGGGAGCCAGACUGUAUCAUUCUACGUUGCUGGAGACAAUGAUAAUCAUCAGUGGGAAGCAGUCGCUGUGCCUGAGGAAGAAGUACAAAUAUACAGCAUUGAAGUGAGAGAAUCGAAGAAGCUACUGACUAUAAUUCUGAAAAAUAAAGUAAAAAUUAAUAAAAGAGAAGGGAACGAAUUGCUUUUGUAUUUUGAUGCAUCGUUAGAAAUCACUAAUGUGACACAAAAAAUUUUUGGUGCAGAUAAGUAUAGGGAAUUUACCAGAAAACAAGGCAUUUCCGUUGCCAAAACAUCUGUGCAUAUUCUUUUUGAUGCAAGUGGAUCACAGAUUCUAGUCCCAGAAAGUCAAAUCUCACCAGUCGAAGAAGAACUUGUUAGUUUGAAAGAAAAAGCUAACCCCCAAGAGGAAUUUGCUAAACCUCCAAAAUAUAUCAAAAACAGUAAUCAAGGGGACAGAAAAAAUAGUCAGCCUGAGAUAAUUACUCCUAGCAAAAGAAAAAUGUCUGAAGCAUCAAUGAUUGUUCCUGGCACAGAUAGAUACACUGUGAGAAGUCCAGUACUUUUAGUCAAUAAAUCAACACCACGAAGAAGAAGAAUUAAACCACCACUGCAAAUGACGAGUUCUACAGAAAAACCUGGUGCUUCUAAAACAUUGGAAAAUGGAGUGGAUAAUGCUGUAUCACUUAGAUCUAGAUCAUCUGAAGAAAGAAAUAGAGGAGAUAAUACAGACAAACAUAUCGAAACUGCUAAAGUUAUAGAAAAGACAGAAAAUAAGGACAUUGAAUUCCCAAACCAAAAUUUUAGUGAACUCCAGGAAAUUGUUCCUGAUUCACAGGCAGUGGGAAAAAUAGAUAAACCUGUGUUACCUGGUGUUUUAGACAACAUCUGUGGAAAUAAAAUGCACUCCAAAUGGGCAUGUUGGACACCUGUAACAAAUAUUAAUCUGUGUAAUAACCAAAGAGCAAGUACUUCAUCAGGAGACACAUUUAAUCAAGAUAUUGUUAUCAACAAAAAACUUACUAAACAAAAAUCAUCCUCUUCAAUAUCAGAUGAUAAUUCUCAGGAAAUGGGAAAGGUGCAGUAUGGGAGAGAAAUAAUGCAGCAAAACAAAAUACAUAAAGCAGAAGUAGAAGUUUGCAAAAGAAACAAACAACAACAACUAAAUCAUUCUAAACAUUUGGAGGAGAAAAAUAUUGAAAAUACAAAGCAGAGUGAUUGGAGUAUUGAAUCUGAAACUACUUUUAAAUCAGUUCUCCUAAAUAAGACAGUUGAAGAAUCUAUGAUCUGUAGGAAGAAGUACAUACUGUCAAAAGAUGUGAAUACUGCUAUCUGUGAUAAAAGCCCUUCUCCUAGAAAAAAUGCAAAAAGUCAUAGAAAAUCAGGGAAAAGAUUGACAUCUGAAUUUAAUUCCUGGGAUUUGAAACAAAAAAAAAUGAGAGAAAAGUCAAAAGGGAAAGGAUUUACUGAUGCAGCAGAAUCUUUGAUAAGCCAAAUUAAUAUGAGAUACAAACCAAAGGAUGGCAUAAAGUCUACAAGAAAAUUAAAGGAGUCUUUGAUUGACAGUGGCUUUUCAAACAAAUCUGAUCUACAGCUCAGUAAGGAAAAGGUUCAGAAAAAACGUUAUAGACAAUUGAUGACUACUUUUGUUAAUGUUACUUCUGAAUGUCCAUUGAAUGAUGUUUACAAUUUUAAUUUGAAUGGAGCUGAUGAGCCUAUUAUAAAACUUGGAAUCCAAGAAUUUCAAGCUACAGCUAGAGAAACCUGCAUGGAUAGUUCAAUAACAUUGUUAGGUUUAAGGAAUCAUGAUGAACUUGAACCUUCUCUCAAAACAAAAGAUAAAAGAACUGUAACUAAUCAUAAAGAGAAAAAUCUCUUUAGUGAUACUGACACAGAAUACAGAUGUGAUGACAGCAAGACCGAUAUUAGCUGGCUAAGAGAACCGAAAUCAAAACCACAGCUAAUAGACUACAGCAGAAAUAAAAAUGUGAAGAAACAUAAAAGUGGGAAAUCAAGACCAUCUUUGGAAAGGGGACAGCCAAGAUCUAAAAUGAUACCCAACAAAAACAUCACCAAAAAGGUAGAUGAGACAGUUCCAGAGGGGAGAACGAGACUUCCACGACGAGCCACAGAAACCAAAAAAAAUUAUAAAGAUCUCUCAAAUUCUGAAUCAGAGAGUGGACAAGAAUUUUCACAUUCAUUUAAAGAGAAAGUGUUAGUAAAGGAGAAGAUCCAUUCCAGACGCAAAACCAUGAAACUGCCAAAGAAACAGCAGAAUUCCUUCACUGCCGAAACACAAGAGGAUAUAUCAAAAGAAUGGAAAAACUCAUCUCUACUGAAAGAUACUAUAAGAGAUAAUAGCCUUGAUCUAUCUCCUGUCACUUUAUCUGGGAGUCCAUCAUCUAUAGAAGUAAUGAGAUGUAUAGAGAAAAUAACAGAAAGGGAUUUAACUCAGGAUUAUGGCUGUAUAACAAAAUCAGUAUCACCUUAUCCAAAAAUUUCAUCACCUGAAUCCUUAAACAGUGGAGCUGGAAGUCCAAUAAAGUCACUCAAGAAAAGUGAGAAGAAUUUACUAUGUACAAGAGAAAGUUGCUCACCAAUUCCACGAUCAUUCUUUUUGGAAAGUCAUUCAGCAUCUCCAUUAUCCAUGUCUAGUGAAGGAAGAGAGAAAAUAUGGUGUGGCAUGUCCUAUGACUCCACUCAUGUAUCAGGCCCUACACAACAUCUUAGUCGCAAACGAAUGUACACAGAAGACAAUCUAAGUAAUCCUGGUGAAGCAGAAUUGGAAGAAGAAGAAGAAGAAAGAGCAAACUUGCUUCCCAAGAAACUGUCUAAAGGAGAAGGUGCCGAUCAUCACACUUGGAAAGUGUCUGAAAGUAUAUCUCCAUUAUCAACAAAUGACUUUUCUAUUCCUGGGGAGAACUGGGACACUGAAAUUUCAGGUGUAGGGACGAUGUGUGAGGCGCUCAAUACAGAAUUUAGGAGGAAAGUUCAUAUCCGCCACAAAAUGAUGGAUUAUUUUACUAAGCAGUCUUGGAAAACGGCUCAACAACAUAUAAAAACAAUGAACCAUCAGAUUCAGGAAUAUAGGAUCAAAAAACUUGACAAAUUCCAACUCAUCAUCAUAGAGGAGCUGGAGAAUUUUGAAAAAGAUUCACAGUCUUUAAAAGAUUUGGAGAAGGAAUUUGCGGGCUUUUGGGAAAAGGUAUUUCAGAAGUUCGGUGCCUAUCAAAAAAGUGAACAGCAGAGACUUCACCUUUUAAAAGCUUCAUUGGAAAAGAAUGUCUUCUACAACACUGAUUAUGAAGAAACUGUUUUUACAUCUGAGAUAUGUUUGAUGAAAGAAAACAUGAAAAUGCUGCAAGACAGACUUCUUAAGGAAAUGCAAGAAGAGCAGCUUCUUACUGUACGCAGAGGAUUGAUGUCAUUAUUCAUGGCUCAUGAAAGAAACGAUGUGUGAUGUCUAGUUGUUAUCAACAAGUUGUAUCCAGUUAUUCCUUUGUGUGUAUAGCUGAGGAAUACCAGAGUAGCUCUACAAAGAAAAUACAUGUCACCCAGGCAAGAGUACCUUUGUAGGAACCUCUAAAUUCAAAGAAAUGGCCUCUAAUGGAUGAGAAAGAACCUACAGUCACUAUAACAUGACACUUGAGACCCAAAGACUUUUGUCUGUACAAUACUCUUUUUUAGAAAGCUUUGGGAAACCAAUCAGUAAAAGAAAUUGGCUUGUUUUUAUAGUAAUAUUUGCAUGAGACAAAAUAUUGCCAAAUUAACUACUCAUAAACUAGUUAUUUCUUUAAUAAACUAAAAUUUAUCAUAUAAAAUAUAUUUUUAAAGUUUGAACUAAAUAAAGUAUUAAUAAAAUUUACUAGUUCAGAAUAUACUACAAGUAAUAAAAAUGUAGUGAUGCAUGGAAGGGGGAGGAGUCUGAUUUAAAAUGCUUCCCUGAGUGUAAAUCAGUACUUUCAGCACACUGCUGGAGAGUAUAUUUAUUCAGUUAUGGCUCCAUUGGAUUAGAAGGCACUGACUAGCCUAAAAUAGUUAACUCGUCUAUCUAGAAUUAAAAUGGUAUUAACUCGCAGCAGGCUGUUUUGACAAGUACUUUUUAAGCCCUAGUGUUCAUUGUAAUAAUAUUUUGCUAGAUUAAUGUAUAAAAAUGAAUAUACAUUUAUUUGCUUUAAUUGUAUAAUAAAGUUGAAAUAA
Molecule: messenger RNA, 5217 nt
Organism: Physeter macrocephalus (sperm whale)
Lineage: Eukaryota; Metazoa; Chordata; Mammalia; Artiodactyla; Physeteridae
Gene: SYCP2
Product: synaptonemal complex protein 2
Exons: 43
Coding region: 95-4477 (1460 amino acids)
Biological process (GO): male meiotic nuclear division; mitotic G1 phase; female meiotic nuclear division
Cellular component (GO): lateral element; condensed chromosome, centromeric region
Source: RefSeq, a predicted model, not a curated record